Molecule: messenger RNA, 1892 nt
Organism: Dermatophagoides farinae (American house dust mite)
Lineage: Eukaryota; Metazoa; Arthropoda; Arachnida; Sarcoptiformes; Pyroglyphidae
Source: RefSeq, a predicted model, not a curated record
GUUUGACCGUUCAUAUAGUACGUUUCACAAUAAAAACAUUCGAUUCGAUGAUGAAAUUGAUUCACGCGCGUUUUUUCUCUGCAAUUGGUUAGAAAUUUAAUUGUUUUUUCAAAAAAUGUCCGAUUCUGAAUUGUUUUCUGAGGACAAUUGUGAGAUCGAAGAUUGUGUUCCAUCGACUCAACUUGAUGAUAAGCUCAUUUUCAAACUUUUGGAUGAUGAUGUCAAUAAUGAAGAAACUCUUCUCGAAUUAAGUCAUCGUGAUGAUUUUCCCUGUUACAUCUUGAAUGCAAUGCAUUAUAAUGAUGAUUAUCUCAUUGGAAUAACAAAUCUAAUUCGAAGAUUGAUGAAGAUUGACCAUGAAUCGGUUAAUCGUUGGGUCGGUUUAGAACAAUUGGAUGGGGAUGGUGAUGAAGUUGUUUCAAUAUUUUCUUUCUUUUUUAAACUUUUCGGUGAACAAACCGAAGCAUUUGCCUAUCCUGAAGUUAUCGAAUAUAAAGAUUUAAAAUUUAGUCUUUAUGAUUAUGUUGCAUCCAUACUUUGCGCUUUCAUUUUGACACUAAAUGAAGAACAAUUCGAAGAAGCUGAAGAAUUUUUAUUUGAUAAAUUAUUCUCUUCGGAUCCAAUCAAAGCUUUAAUGGCCUCGGAUAUCAUUUGUUUCAUGUGUCGAGUUUCAAAACCAUUUGCAUUGGACAUGGCUGAAGUUUUGUUCAAAACAAUGAGUGAAAUCUGGUUUGAAGAUGUCAAAACCGCCUCAUCGGAACAUCAAUCGAUACUGCAAGUUUUGCAAUUUACCUAUCAAAUUUUGUUGAAUCUAUCGAAACGUAUUUUUAAAUUCAUUGAUAAAGCUCAUUUUGAUAAAUUAGAUCAAUCAUGUCCUCAUCAUACCAAUCUAAUGAUUUGGAAUAAUUUCGAUUUCAAGAUUGAAGAUAUCAUUGUGCCGAAAAAUAAGCGCGUUCUCUAUGAAAAAAUUUAUAAUCACACAAAAUUCAUUGACGUAAAACCCGAUGAUUCAAUUAUUUAUUCACUGGUUAAAAAUUUCUUCAAUUCAACCAACGAAUAUGAUGCAUUGUUACAUCUAAGACUUCUGAACAAUAUCAAGACCUUUUUGAGUUAUUCCAAUUUCAAUAGUAUAGUGUUUAAAAUCAAAAACCUGUUGCUUUCUUCGAAUCAACUAUCCCAAUAUCGGUUGGAAUUUUCCAUUGGCUGUUUGAAAUUGUUAAAUGCUUUGGCCAAUGCCAAAGAUGAAAACUAUAAAAAAUCAUCUUUCAACAUUAAUUUAUAUCAAGUUAUUGUCGCUUUAUUCGAUGAAUGCAACAACGAUUUUGUGAGCAAACUUUAUUAUUUUGCCACAUUACCAAACAUUUUCCAAAAUCCAUUAUUCGCCAAUAUUUUGGCUAACCUAAAAGAUUCUCGAAUCAAAACAUAUCUCAUUUUUCAAAUCAAAUAUUAUCAAGAUAAAAAAUCAUUGCUACAAGAUGAAAAAGAAAUUUAUAUGAAACAAUUGUAUAAAACUGAUGAACUUUCUAUACCAUUCGAAGCUCGAUACAAAUAUAUCGAUUCCGAAAUCAAAGACAUUCCAAUCGAUGAAUUAUCUUUUGAUCAUUUUAAUCUCUUUCGAAGAAAUGAAAAUCUUUCAGUUGUAAAAAACGAACAAUUGAUUAAAGAAUUUCGUUUGUUUAUUGAAAAAAUGAAAAAUAUCCAUUUCGCCAAUGAUGAAGAACGGCAAAAAUUUAUGCUACUAUACAAUGAGUUGGGUGAAAUUUUCAAACAAAAGUGAUAAUCAUAAUCAAUCAUCAUCGUCGUCGUUUCGUAAACCUCCAAAAACUUCUUUUGGAACCAUUUUUUGUUCAAUUUCUGUUUCAAAUUUAAAUAAAAAAAAUAUGUCAAAGUUG